AUGGAGAAAGAGUUUGAUGCUAUUGUUUUUGCUAUCGGCUACAAAAGCGUAGCUAAUGGAUGGCUAAAGGAUUACCAAUAUGCUCUUAAUGAGAAAGGAUUCCCUAAAACCCCUUUUUCAAAACAUUGGAAGGGAGAUCAUGGAUUAUACUGUGCAGGACUAGCAAGGAAAGGUUUGUUUGGAGUAAAAAAGGACGCUAAGGCAAUUGCAGAAGACAUCAACCGAACUCUUAAGUUUGAGAAUUAA
Molecule: messenger RNA, 246 nt
Organism: Lathyrus sativus (Indian pea)
Lineage: Eukaryota; Viridiplantae; Streptophyta; Magnoliopsida; Fabales; Fabaceae
Source: the annotation of a GenBank genome assembly